Cynara cardunculus var. scolymus (artichoke) is the source of this 1242-nucleotide messenger RNA. Its product is annotated as palmitoyl-monogalactosyldiacylglycerol delta-7 desaturase, chloroplastic-like. The record is from RefSeq and is a predicted model, not a curated record. Lineage: Eukaryota; Viridiplantae; Streptophyta; Magnoliopsida; Asterales; Asteraceae. Bases 13 to 1032 code for a protein of 339 amino acids. The transcript is spliced from 5 exons. Gene Ontology annotation, biological process: lipid metabolic process. Gene Ontology annotation, molecular function: oxidoreductase activity, acting on paired donors, with oxidation of a pair of donors resulting in the reduction of molecular oxygen to two molecules of water. Gene Ontology annotation, cellular component: endoplasmic reticulum membrane.
UUAUAGUUUCAGAUGCGCAAAGAAACGCACAAACCACCACUUGCCGGAAUAGAAAUCAAGAAAAGUAUGCGGAACUUGUUGGUCUCACUCUCCUCCGACUCCGAUGCCGGAAUCAUCCCAUCUGAUCACCGGAAAAUCCCUUUUUCCGAUGUCGUCGUUUCCAACACUAGAAGCCUUUUCUGGGGACGACAAUGGCGGACCAUCGACAUCCAAGUCGCAAUCUGGGUUUCUACUGUUCAUCUGCUCUCACUUUUUGCUCCCUUUACUUUCUCUUGGGAUGCCUUCUUCCUCGCAUUUUCCGGCUAUCUUCUCACCGGACUUCUUGGCGUAACCCUAGCUUACCACCGCCUUCUUGCCCACCAUAGCCUCAAACUCCCCAAAUGGCUCGAGUACACGUGUGUUUAUUUUGGCGUUCAAGCCGCCCAGAGGGAUCCGAUAUUUUGGGUGAGCAUGCAUAGAUAUCAUCAUCAAUACGUCGACUCAAACAAAGAUACCCACUCUCCGAUCUCCGGCUUCUGGUUCAGUCAUAUGGGUUGGCUCUUCGACAGCGGGUAUAUUCUUGAAAAGUAUCAAGAACGUAAAAAUGUCGAAGAUUUAAAGAAACAACCGUUCUACAUGUUCAUAAGAAAAACGUACAUGUGGCACAUCCUCGGGCUCGCAGCUCUCUUGUAUGCCGUUGGUGGAUUUCCGUACCUCGUUUGGGGAGUGGGUGUCAGGAUUGUUUGGGUUUACCACCUCACGUUUCUAGUGAACUCUGCUUGUCACAUUUGGGGAAGCCAGUCUUGGAACACGGGUGAUCUCUCCAAGAACAACUGGUGGGUGGCAGUGCUAACUUUCGGAGAAGGAUGGCAUAACAAUCACCACGCUUUUGAGUAUUCUGCUCGACACGGAUUGGAGUGGUGGCAAGUCGACAUUUCUUGGUACAUCAUACGGUUUCUUGAAUCUGUAGGAUUGGCCACCAAUGUCAAACUGCCAACCGAGGCCCACAAGCUUAAAAGAUCAUUGAACAAUUCUGCUGAUACGUUCAAAUGAUCUAUCGUUUUGAUUCAUCACACGAAUUAUACCGUUAAACAGCAUGCACACUGAGAUAUGCGAUUUAUACCUAUAAAUGCGUGUAUAUUAGUUUUUGUCCGCUCGUCACUUCUUUCUUUGAUUCGAAAGGCCGUAGUCUAUGCUUGGCUAGUUUUAGCUGCAAAUAAAACGAAAAGUUGAUCUGAUUUAUAUAUACCCGUAAUUUUAAUU